Molecule: messenger RNA, 477 nt
Organism: Hipposideros armiger (great roundleaf bat)
Lineage: Eukaryota; Metazoa; Chordata; Mammalia; Chiroptera; Hipposideridae
Product: olfactory receptor 2AT4-like
Exons: 2
Coding region: 1-477 (158 amino acids)
Biological process (GO): G protein-coupled receptor signaling pathway
Cellular component (GO): membrane
Molecular function (GO): G protein-coupled receptor activity; olfactory receptor activity
Source: RefSeq, a predicted model, not a curated record
AUGGAUGCCACAGCCUGUAAUGGAUCAAAAGACUCUUCACCCAUCUUCUACCUGGUGGGCAUCCCCUCUCUGCAGGAGUUCCUCUUCUUCCCUGUCUUUUUCAUCUUCCUGCUCUUCUACCUGCUCAUCCUGGUGGGUAACACCCUGAUCCUGGUGGCUGUGGUGGCAGAGCCCAACCUUCACAAGCCCAUGUACUUCUUCCUGAUCAAUCUCUCUGCCUUGGACAUCCUUUUCACCACGUCCACUGUCCCCAAGAUGCUGUCCCUACUCUUACUUGGGGACCACUUCCUCAGUUUCCCUGCCUGCUUCCUACAGAUGUACCUUUUCCACAGCUUCUCCUGCUCUGAAGCCUUCAUUCUGGUGGUCAUGGCCUAUGACCGUUAUGUCGCUAUCUGCCGCCCACUGCACUACCCUGUCCACAUGACUCCACACACCAACACUGCACUGGCGGCCAGUGCCUGCCUAUGUGGCCUAUAG